Messenger RNA from Oncorhynchus masou masou (cherry salmon), 1854 nucleotides. Its product is annotated as guanine nucleotide-binding protein G(I)/G(S)/G(O) subunit gamma-5-like. The record is from RefSeq and is a predicted model, not a curated record. Gene Ontology annotation, cellular component: heterotrimeric G-protein complex. The transcript is spliced from 3 exons. Gene Ontology annotation, biological process: G protein-coupled receptor signaling pathway. Lineage: Eukaryota; Metazoa; Chordata; Actinopteri; Salmoniformes; Salmonidae. Bases 102 to 320 code for a protein of 72 amino acids. Gene Ontology annotation, molecular function: G-protein beta-subunit binding.
AGAGGGGGAGCACUUGAGUCGCAGCGGUCUCAUCAGAAAAUCUCGUUCUUUCAAGUGAUAGCCGGACACUUUCACUUGGCGGUUGGACAGACCUCGCAGACAUGUCGAAUAACAGCGCAAACAGCAGUAACUUGGUUAUCGCUCAGAAGGUGGUAAAACAACUUCGCCUAGAGGCGAGUGUUCGCAGGAUCAAGGUGUCCCAGGCAGCAGCGGACCUGAAGACCUUCUGCCUGCAGAACGCCCAUAAAGACCCUCUCCUCAUGGGGGUGCCCUCCAGCGACAACCCCUUCAGACCCCCCAAGUCCUGCGCCCUCUUCUGAGGCGAUGGUGAUGAUGGAGGCUUGUAAAACACGUCUGAACAUUCCCCAAGGAUGCCUUUCAAUUCCAAGCCCCUGGCGUCUCCUACACCCUUCCCCACUACGUCCAGUCACUGAAGACCUCAAGACCAGAACACAAUCACAGGCAUUAACCCUAUGCUGAGUGAGUUUUGACAUGUGUUCUGUUCUGUUCUACAGCUCAAUAAGGAUAAAAUUUGCAGUAUUUUCACAAUGCAAAGUUCCACACAAACUCGCCUUAACACUGUCACUGUGAUUUUUGUCAGAUGAAAUUGUGAAGCAUUUCAAUAAGUGUAAUAUAUGAUUCUCUGCUAAAAGUGUGGUGACUCCAUGAGCCUCAAGAGAAUUUAGUCUUUUGACAGAAAUUUUGCGCGCAUUCUCAUGUGUUAAACACUCGACUACACUGUUAAGAUCCUCAGUUGACAGUUAAACCACUGUGAUGCAAAAUUUAAUUCAAAAGAAAAUGGUGUUACUAUGUCUUGAAAAGAGUGACUCAGAUGUUAGAGGUUUCUUAUGGGUGUUGGCAUAUAGAGAUCUCAAACUCAGGUCAUGCAAAAGAUCUGUUUCAAUGCUGGUUUUGUGGUGUUGCUCAGUCAACAUCAGAAUAAUGAUAUGAAGGAUCAUAACAAGAAUAUUAGGAUUAGUGUACUGACACUAUAAGUAUAAUUGCUGUGUAUCAUCAUUAUAAAUAAGCCUGAUCUCAGGACACUCAGUGGAAAGAGACUGCAACUCCAUUGGUGCAUCUAAGUUCAAGUAAGGACACAUUCUAAAUGGUUUAAAGUCAUUUUUGGGUUCCCCACCCCUUUUACCUUUUACUCUUUGCGUACUGCUUCAAACUAAUGUGCCUUAGUAUGUGCCAAACCUCUGGUAAUUUAAAUGCCCCGGUUUUAACACGAGACCUGUUGAUUCCUAAAUCUGCAUUUACUUUCCCACUUGAUUAAUCAGAAACACUUAAAGAGGACCUGAAGAAGUUGAAAAACAACACCAGAGAAUGAGUCAUGUUUAGGAACCAUACUGUGUUCUUAUUACAACAUGAAGUGUUGCUAAAAACUGGAGAACAGUCCUUCAACAUGUUCCAAUACCCAGAAACAUGUCUUCAAUAAUGUCCUCAGACUUGACCACUGAUAGGUGAAAGGACGAGGCCUACAUAGAUUUUCACAGUACUAUUAGUCUUGCCUACCAAGUCCUUUCAAAUCAGUGGCCAUGCAGGAAAGGAGAUGGAGGAACGCAAGCUCUUUUCACUAUGGUGACAGAGACUGAGCUCUGAAUUCCUCUGACGUUAUAAUAAAGUGAACAGAGAACCUUUGAGGACUACAGUGUCUAUAAUGCAUGGGGAAAGCAGAGCACCUCUUUUUACAAAUAUUAGUCACUGAAAUGCUCUGGUGGAUGGAUUCAUACAUGUGGAAAACACUGUCAUCCUGUUGUGCCUUAACGUUUCUUUUGUGUGUAUUUGUCUUAGAAUGGUACCGUGACAUGUAUUGACUGAAAAUUUUAAUAAAAUGUAUAAUUUCACCUUCAA